Molecule: messenger RNA, 849 nt
Organism: Penicillium expansum
Lineage: Eukaryota; Fungi; Ascomycota; Eurotiomycetes; Eurotiales; Aspergillaceae
Product: RTA1 domain-containing protein
Exons: 2
Coding region: 1-849 (282 amino acids)
Cellular component (GO): membrane
Source: RefSeq, a predicted model, not a curated record
AUGGCUGAGCUUAAGCCUUACAGAGGGGGUUACUACCUCUGGAAAUAUCUCCCCUCGAUCCCAGCAGCCGUCAUCUUCUUGGUGCUUUUCGCCGCUGCCACAACAUUUCACUUUUGGAAGCUCCACCGAACAAAAGCUUGGUUCUGCCUCGCAUUUUCUAUCGGCGGACUCUUCGAAGUAAUCGGUUACGCUGCUCGAGUCGCUGCGCACAACAGCACAGAUUCGGUGAUCGUUUUUGCGAUUCAGAAUGUCUUCCUCCUCCUUGGACCUACUCUUUUCGCAGCCUCCGUAUACAUGACUCUGGCGCGAAUCAUCUGCAGUGUCCAUGCCGAGAAACACUCCCUUGUUCGCAUCAAAUGGCUCACCAAGAUAUUCGUGAUGGGCGAUGUCGUGUCAUUCCUCGUGCAAGGUGGUGCAUCAGGCCUGAUGGCCACGGGAAAUAACCAGAAAAUGGGCUCAAACAUUGUGGUCGCUGGUCUCGUCAUCCAGGUUAUCAUGUUUGGUCUGUUCAUUGUCACUUCGAUUGUCUUCGAGGUUCGCAUGCGUCGAUCACCCCCGGCGGAGGCCUUCGAUGAGGGAAUCAACUGGAUGAGGCAUUUGCGCACGCUCUAUGCUGUCAGUGCCCUUAUCCUGGUUCGGAGCAUUUUUCGAGUUGUGGAGUAUGCAGCUGGUAACGAUGGAUAUCCACUUACCCAUGAGUGGAUGCUCUAUGUGUUUGACUCUGUGCUGAUGAUAAUCUCUAUGCUCAUCUGGGGUAUUUGGCAUCCCGGCACACUGCCGAGACUCACGGUAUCGGAUCAGGAGACAGUCACCGAAGUGGCGGCUGACCUAGAGUUGAAGCAGAGCUGA